AUGCUCUCUUUCCUUCGAUCAGCGCAACCAGCGCGCACAAACAAUACAGCCAACAACCCCAUUACCUACGACUCCGGUCGGUCUUCUGUCACCUUUGCGAAACCAAACUCAGACUACAUCAUGACACAUCGCAUUCCCCCAACUACAAAGGAACACGGCGUGUCUAUUGUCGCCCCGCCCUUCCACUACCACAUCUACCAAGACGAAUUCUUCCGUCUCCAAUCCGGCAAGGGCAACUUCUAUCGUGGUAUUGGCAAAGAACCGUUUGCUGUUCUUUCCGAUGAGGCUGAUGGUCAGCGCACGGCAUCAAUCAAAGCAGGUCGAUAUCAUCGCUUCGAGAAUGCUUCCGAGACGGAAGAUCUAGUGGUUGACAUCCAUUUGUCACCGGAGUCUUAUGAAGCUGAGCAGCGCUUCUUUAGAAAUUUCUUCGGUUAUUUGGAUGAUUGCAGAGAGGCAGGAAGACCGCCCAGUUUCUUCCAGCUGAUGGUGUUCCUUCAUGAUGGGGAUACACCAUUGGCUGUACCCCUGCCUUGGGAGUGGCUGGGGAAGGUUGCCAGCCGAUUGCUAUUAUGGGGAGCGGCUUAUUGGGGACGGUUCGUCUUGGGCUACAAGACAACGUAUCCCGAGUACUAUGAAGAGGUUCAAACGAGAUAG
Molecule: messenger RNA, 654 nt
Organism: Fusarium coffeatum
Lineage: Eukaryota; Fungi; Ascomycota; Sordariomycetes; Hypocreales; Nectriaceae
Exons: 1
Coding region: 1-654 (217 amino acids)
Source: RefSeq, a predicted model, not a curated record